Lytechinus pictus (painted urchin) is the source of this 6304-nucleotide messenger RNA. RefSeq names its product transient receptor potential cation channel subfamily A member 1-like. Gene Ontology annotation, cellular component: membrane. Lineage: Eukaryota; Metazoa; Echinodermata; Echinoidea; Temnopleuroida; Toxopneustidae. Bases 842 to 4729 code for a protein of 1295 amino acids. Gene Ontology annotation, biological process: monoatomic ion transport; transmembrane transport. Gene Ontology annotation, molecular function: protein binding; monoatomic ion channel activity. The transcript is spliced from 26 exons. The record is from RefSeq and is a predicted model, not a curated record.
AUGAUGUAAAUGAUCAUCAUCUGUGUCAUAUUCAGCUACAUUCAAUACAUACUAAGGUACAGUACAUGAACAUGCAAUGAUCGCAGUUACAUAAAACUUGUGACACAGAGGUUCACAAUUAACGUCAUCGUAUUGGGUAAACAUUUGAAGAUACCUUGAGCAAACUUUCUCUUUUCUUUUGAGGACAAAAGACCUCAGCGAGAGUCCAGACCCUGAGUCCAGACAAGUGCCAAGAAUAAAUGCAUUGUCAUACAAAUGGUUUCCCGUAUCUCCGAGCUUCUGUUGAUAGCCGUGUGUUUGGUAGUGGCACGCCUGUGCGGUCAUGUAGAACAGGAAUAUUGAACCACUUUUAUCACUUCAUUUUGGAAGGUUCCUGCUGAAGUUUCUACCAAAAAACCUACAACUAGAUAGUCAAUGGCCAGCCAGUUUGGAGGAGUGGACAUCUGGAAUAUAGGGAGAGGUCGACAUUGACAUAAGCGAAUGGUAUCAAUACUGAUAUCAGCCUAUGUGAUCUACAAAUAAAUAAUUAAUUGUUACUGAUUCGUGCAUUUGACCAUUUACGUUCAAUUAACCUCCACGAUUUGAGAGUCAACUGGACCGAUAAAAAGGGAAUACCAUUGAAAAAGUUCAAAGCGUUGAAGGUACAACAACAUAUUUGACAGCUGAUUGGAAGUAAGAGUGUUUUUACGACGGAUAUGACUGUAAACACUAAUCAGGGUUAAUCAACUCAUUAUGUGUGAGUUUUGACAGUCAACAAUUCUAUUUCCAUCAGAUAGCAUAACACAAAUGACAACCCGGAAAAGGCACUGAUCAGUUGAUUUUUAUUUCUCUGAUUAGCUUUAUGGAUAGGGACCAUGGUGGAUCGGAUGAGGGGCUAGGGAAUGUCUCAUCAAGCAGCGAUGACAGCAAUAUCAACGACCUCCGACAUCUCAUCUACGAUCAAGACAGGCGAUGCGCCAGUCCCAUCAUCGGUGUCUCAACAUUGAUGCCGUCAAGACUUCUCCCCUCGAUCACGGAAUCGAUGGCGGACGACGAAGCAUCGAACGUCAGCACGAACACCAGUCCUGGUGGGCUGCGUUUGAGGUCAAACCAUGGUGCAACCAGAAACGUGAGUGGUGAGAAUGGAAUUCCGAUGAAUGAUCUCAGCAGCGAUGUGGGCUAUCAGCAACCAUCGGCGAUGUCGGUCUCCACCACGAUGUUCACCGACAGUCGUCCAGAACGCUCGCGUAAAGUCAUCUCCAACUCGAAAUUCGAUUUUAGACAGAAGAAUAGACAAUCGUUUGCCAAUUUUCGAAACGCCGGGACGUACCCUGAAUCUAAAGGUGAUGAAGGUUGGAAGGUGAACCAGGGCUUCGACGAUCCGGCUGUUGAUGAAGAGUUACGAAAAGUCAAGAAGACGAAGGAAGGGUUCUUUCACGACGUCAAAUCUAAAAUUCAGAAGACAACCAAGAACAAUAAGUUGAAUAAAAUCUAUUCACCUUUGCUGAUUGUCAAUUUGACGGAAGCUGUUCGAAGUGGUGACCUUAAAGAUCUGAGAAACCUUCUCGAUGAGAAUAUUUCAUUCAAUGUAAAUAAACUCGACAAGAACAACUUGGCCUUACUCCAUCAUGCCUCCAUCAACAACCGGGAUUUUAUCGCCAGGGAAUUGCUUAGCAGAGGAGCAGAUGUUGAUGUGACUGAGCUUGACAUAAAGGCAACCCCACUCCAUGCUGCUGCUCGUAUGAACAGUGCCGACGUCGCCCACGUACUCCUAGCACGAUGCGCUGAUGUCAAUAAACGAACCACCGGUGGUAUGACACCGCUCCACAUCAGUGCGAGGAGGGGGCAUGUUGAGAUUACGAAGAUUCUGGUGACGCUCGGAAAGGCAGACGUUAGUGCCAUUGAUAAUGACGAAUGUACACCUCUACAUUUAGCUGCUACGAAUGGAAGUAUGGGCGUAUGCAAGUUACUCGUUGAGCACGGAGCCUACAUCAGAGCUAAAGAUGCAAACUAUUACACACCUUUGAUGAAAGCAGUGAUGAACGGACAUAUCGACCUCAUUAAUAUGUUCCUUGAAACAGCUAAAAAGACGUGUAUACCAGUGGGUGAUUAUCUGAUGGAUGAAGAUAAUGAGAGUAAUACAUCUUUACAUCUUGCUGUCUCUAAGAGAAGAACAGAGGUAAUUCAACGAUUACUAGACAACGGGGUUGAUGUGAACGUUAGGAAGAAGAAUGGAAUGACUCCGAUCCACAUUGCGGCAAUGAACGGGGCUACGACCACGGUUAUGCAGCUGAUCGAGAACGGAGCCGACAUCGACAUGAAGGAUAAUGAAGGCAUGACGCCACUGCACAGGGCCACUGUUUAUAACCGCGUGGAGACCAUGGCCGUGCUCAUCCACGAAGGAGCCCUGGUCGAUGAUAUCGAUAAUAACAGCUUUACGCCUCUUCUCUGCGCUGCAUGGAAAGGUCAUACACCGGCAGGAGAGCUUCUCCUUACCAGAGGCGCGCAGGUGUUUGUAUUCGACGUGCACAACAAAUCACCCUUACAUUGGGCUGCGGAGAUGGAUCAUCCAAGCUUUCUAGAAUUUAUUCUCAAACAUGGCGGAUAUGGCUUACUCAAUUUAACUGAUCAUUACGAUCAAACACCACUCCAUUACGCUGCCGAAGCUGGUAAUGUGGAUAUGAUAAAAUUAUUGCUCAAAUACGAAGCUCAGGGUGAAGUUCGCGAUGUCCUUGGAAAGUCACCAGUCCACAUCGCAGCUCAAGCUGGUUAUGUUGCCUGCGUGGAGGAACUCUUGGACCACAUCCCAAUGCUUCUCAAUGAUGACGAUGGGGAUGGCAUGACACCGCUUCUUACCAGUUGUUUCUUCGGACGCCAUGAUCUGGUUCGUCAGCUCUUGAAGAUGGGUGCUGACAUUACCAAUGUCAAUGACGAACAUAGGACUGCACUGAUGCUAGCAGCCGUCAACAACCAUGUGGAAACAAUGAGUAUCCUCAUCGAACACAACUGCGAUAUCCAUGCUAUUGAUAAAGAUAAGAACAAUGCUCUUCAUGUGUGUUGUGAUGCUGGUCACAUAGCAGCAGCUAACCUGUUAAUCCGAGCCGGAGCUGACCAAUCAGCAUCAAACAACGAAGGUUUCACUCCUCUUGAGCUAGCCAUUGAGAGAGAACAGGGAGAGAUUGCUGCGGCUAUCAUCAAAAGCAAAGACUGGAGGAUUGCGAUGCAGAGUAAGGAUGAAUUGAUGAUCUCGCCGAUGAAAUCCCUCAUCGAAAAGCUUCCCGACGUCGCCCUCCUUGUCAUGGACCGAUGCGUUCAUAAGACAUACAAGAACCCUCAUUGCCCGUCCUAUCACGUGAAAUACGAGUAUCAGUACAUUGACCCUGGACCGGACGACGAGUCUACAAAAUCAAAUGGUUAUAGAUACUUCGCCAUCAGGACCAUGUGCCAAUAUGGACGAGAGAAACUCCUUGGUCACGAUUUAUGUCAAAGCAUCCUCAAAAGAAAAUGGGUUAGAUUCGGUCGUGUGUUCUAUUACCUUGAUCUUUUCUUCUACGUCAUGUUCCUGGCUUUGAUGACGACAUACACCAUCAUCACCCAAAUUCUUCCAGAGUUUUAUCAGUUCCUUAUACUAUCAGAGACGGACAUCAACUGCCCCUAUUUCAACGUGACUGCAGCCCCAUUUAUAUUGGAGUACUCCUUCUUGGAUGCGUCGACCGACCACUUCUACUUCAUUGACGGUACUCCAUAUUUGAUAUCUUACAUGGUGUUAGCCUACUGCCUGUCUGUUAUCGUUGGAGAAUUGGGAGAAAUUUAUGUCGUGCGGCUGAAAUAUUUCACGGACCUGUCGAACGCUAUUGACUGGGUGAACCUGGUGACAGCGAUGGUAUUUGUCUAUCCACCGGGGAGGCAACUCUGCUAUCGUAAUUGGACUGCUGGAAUCAUGUCCAUCUUCUUCUCCUGGAUGAAGUUCAUCCUCUACUUCAAGGGUUUCAAGACAACCGGUCUUUAUGUGCUGAUGUUUAUGGAGACUCUUAAAUCUUUACUCAAGGCUAUGUCGGUGUACGUCAUGUUUGUAGUCGCAUUUGCAGUUACCUUCCAGAUGUGCCUCUACCAAGUGUACCGAUUUUCUACCAGUGAGCAGUCUUUCCUGACAGUCAUAACGAUGAUGUUGGGCGAAUUUAAUAAGGACGAUAUCUUCAACGCUGAUCAAUCCCUUGCUCCUUACGGUGUUAUGGUGUACGUGCUGUUCAUGACCUUUCUUUUCCUUAUGCCUAUGGUCAUCAAUAAUCUGACGAUUGGUAUUGCUGUUGGAGAUAUCGAAGGUAUUCAGAAGAAGGCCUUCAUAAAGAGAAAUUCUAUUCAGGCGGAUUACGUCUAUCAUUUGGAAGGAAAGUUUCCCCUGUGGCUUCAACGGUUGCUCUAUCAACCUGAUUUCAUUGUGAAGGUUACUAAGAACAGACUAAAAUAUCUCUCAUGGUUCUUUCCCAAGGAAGACGCGGCAUUUGUAGAGACAGAUGACAAAUCAGAACCAAGAAAUUCAGAACAUGUACUGGAAGAGCUGCAGAGACAUAAAGCAGCAUUGUCGUCGUUGAAGCUGAUGAUGAAGCAGCAAGGUGAUAUUUUGAGACGGAUGGCAGAUAAGGAUGGUGUCCAAUCCCGCUUACAGGACUUCGAAGCCCUGGACGAACUCUACGAUGAUCCCCCGGCCGAUGAGGACGAUAAAAAUGACCCGACCUCGUCUGUUGCGUAGUCAAUGAAAAAGAAGAAGAAGAUUGAGAAGAAGUAGUAGAAGAAGAAGAAGAAGGGGAGGGUGGUGUCAGGAUAAUGCAUUUGCCCAUUGACAUGGUUGAUGUUUAUAAUUAUAUUCUCCUUUUUUUAGUUGUUCCAAACUAGAAAUGAAGUUUGGGAACGUACCUUCAAAUUAAGAACUAUACAAAUUGCUUGGGAGUCUUUCAUGACAUUGCAGAAAGAACCUCUUUUUAAACCUAGAAACCAAAUCAUCGUCAAAUCUGUAUCAUCGAUAUGCCUUUCAUAGUGACUUUUGUUUUAUGACUAUUGACCUUGUAAUAUCAGAUUUUAGUGCACUUUGCCAAGGUUGACAUUAGUUAACUUAUACGGAUCAUGCGUGGUCUAAUCUAAUCUAGUCCAUAUUCGAGAUGUAAAGCGUGCAUUAUAUUUCAUGGGGUUGCAACGCCAUUUUGUGUUAUACGUGAUUCCCACGAUCCAUUGUUUAUUGGAGAAAAAUGACACGUUUCAACGUGCAAAAUUUCAUUUUGUUUGAUAAAAGAAAGUUUCCGUUAUUCUUUAAUAGCCUAAUAGAAUGCAUUCUUAUUUUAUCGUUGUGUAUGCAAUUGUGAUGUAAAGGGAUCAAAUAAAGGAAGGAGCGUUUCCAGGGUUGUAUAACAGGAAGGUCGAGGGGAGGAGCACAUAAUUUUGGCAAGCAAUUAAGGGGUCUUUACUUGGAAAAAAUGACCUUAUUUUCAUCCUCACAAGAUUUUCUUCGUAUAAAUAUUUAGGUGAGAAAAAGUUAGAUUUUGCAAGUUUAUUGUACCUUUGUUCAAUAUUUUUUGUAUGAUAAUGAUGUAAAGACAUGGGCUUGUUCUAGCACCAUAAUUAAUUCCUCAAAAUUAACCUUCUCAAUAUGUUAUUUUUGUUGCGUUACAAAAGUCAGUGAUUGUAGAAUCAUUUUUACCUUUUUUAUAAGAAUAUCUCAAAGCAUUGCAUGCAUGUACAGAUGUCAAGAAUAUGACUACCUCCUAUUUAACUCACAUUUGGAUAUGUUUCGUUUUCAUGAUUGUCUGCUAUGUCUAUCACAUUAAUUGUACUGUCUUUUUGAUAAUAUGCAGAAGAAACAUCGUCUUGUUUUGCUUUUCAUAUUAUUAUCUUAUCGCUUCGUUCUCAAGAGACUGAGAAAAGUGUUUUGUGGAUUGCAUAGUUUUGGGGAAUCACAGCGGAGCAAGGAGUGUGCAGUUAGGCAUAAUUAUAUAAUGAAAAUGAUGGGCAUGUUUACAAUAAAAAGGGGCGAGCGCGAAGCACGAGUUGAAUCUUUUUGACAUUUCAAUAGAAAUGUUGAAAUUUUAAUAAAGAAAACACUAACCAACAAAAAACAAUACGAACGCGAAGCGCAAACAGAACUUUCUUAAUAUACUGACUUGAAAAAGACCUUGUUAAAUGCUGAUGGGUUGGCCUCACACAAGGUUUCUUCCUUUUUGGUCAUUACCUUCCUCACUUUCUUUAAUUUGAUUUUCAUUGAAUUUACAUUGUCUAUUUUUUAUGUAUUUUUAUCUUGAUCUCUUGAGGAGAAAUAAAUGAAACUUGAAACUGA